AUGCCACCGAAAACGCGAAAAACAAAGAUUGAAAAUUCUGAGGAUAGUGAGAAUUCGCACGACAUUCCUGAUUUGAAACCGGAACCUCUUCCAACUUCUGACGAUAGUUACAAGCGAAAAAUUGUAAUUGGCAAAGAAAAUUGUAUCGCUAACUCCCAGAUAAUAAAGCUGCGGCAUCCAAAAGAAGGAUUUGCAUUGUUUCGAAUUGGUGAAGAUAUUUUCGACGAGGUUCUUGCCGUGGACGAUGGGAAUCGGUCAUGGUUUUAUGGAAACAGUGUGAUUGGAGAUGGGUCGGUUCAACUUUUCGCGCCGUUCAAUCCAAUUUUUGUCGUUUUACCAUAUUUGAUUAAAAAUAAGGAAAGAUUUAUGGAAAUAGAAGAUGUUUUGUGCGACGAUCAAGUCGAAGCAAUCAAGGAAUUGUGGAAUCACAAGAAACUUCUUGACGCUUUGAAAAAUGUUGCUGACGUCAAAGAUGUAUGCGAUUCCAAAGUUGUUCGAAUAAAUGAGGAGAAAUUAUUAAAAUGGAUUCGUGGAAAAUUUGAAAUUCUCAAAAAUCAACUGUCCGAUGAUGUUCACAAGUCUCUUUUGGAAAACGAUGAAGCUUUUGAACGAUACGUGUUUUCUUUCUUAUCAGAUUAUUUGUGUCCUGAAAUUUGCGUGAUGGCGAGAAAUAGUUUAAAUAUCAAAGAAGCUCCAGUUUCUGAAAAUAUUGAUAUGAGUAUGAAACGAAAGUUGAUGGACGAGGACGACGAGAUUCCGAAAACAGUUGCCAAGGUAAAAAGAAAUAUGGCAUCGAGAAUCGCAGCUUCUCGUAUAAUACAUGCCGGUCGAGGAAUUGGUCAACCAACCGCGUUCGGAAAAAGGAUGGAAAGGCUUUCGAAUCGUGUUUGGGGCGAAGUAGUGAUGCCAACAGAUACCAAAAGUUUGAAAGUGGUCCGAGUGAUGUCUGCUGAGCCGUAUGAAACCAAAGAGCAACUCUCUCCAGAAUAUUACCCAAAUCUUCCGAUGUUCCAUUAUUUGACGAAAAUGCUUAGAUUCCAUGGAUUGUUCUUCGAUGAUCAUGUUAUUUUCAGAGAGGUUCAAGAUAAUUUAAAAAUUAUCCGCGGAAAAGUCGUUCGACCACCUAUUGGACAAGGCAAACGUGCACAACUUCGUGGCAAAAAAUAA
This is a messenger RNA of Caenorhabditis bovis, 1167 nucleotides long. NCBI's taxonomy places the organism in Eukaryota, Metazoa, Nematoda, Chromadorea, Rhabditida, Rhabditidae. The record is from the annotation of a GenBank genome assembly.